Molecule: messenger RNA, 3524 nt
Organism: Ostrea edulis (European flat oyster)
Lineage: Eukaryota; Metazoa; Mollusca; Bivalvia; Ostreida; Ostreidae
Product: actin-like
Exons: 2
Coding region: 147-1280 (377 amino acids)
Source: RefSeq, a predicted model, not a curated record
GGGAUCGGCGUUCAAAGAAUCCUUGAAACUGUUGAGUGAAAACAAAACAAUAACAAACAAGUAUAGUACGAAACGUAGUAACAGUACCGUUUUUGUAAGAGGUUUUUUUUUUCUUCGAAAGAAAACGAAAAUUUUGAAAAAUCUAAAUGUAUGAUGAAAGCGUUGAAGCAAUAGUCAUUGACAAUGGGUCUGAGAUGUGCAAGGCUGGAUUCGCUGGAGAUCAUGCGCCAAGGGCUGUGUUUCCACCCAUUGUUGGACGACCCAGACAUCAAGAUGUCACAAUGGUGGGCAUGGAACAAAAGGACUGCUAUGUUGGAGACGAAGCCUGGAAUAAGAAAGAAAUCCUCACCUUAAGGGACCCAAAUGAACAAAAUGGCGUGAACUGGAACGACAUGGAGAAAAUUUGGCAUCACAUCUUCUACAAUGAACUUCGUGUGGCCCCAGAGAAACACCCCGUCCUCCUCACCGAGGCCCCACUCAACCCUAAAGCCAACAGAGAAAAGAUGACACAGAUCAUGUUUGAAACCUUUAACUCUCCCGCCCUGUAUGUCGCUAUCCAGGCCGUACUAUCCCUGUACGGUACCGGUCGCACGAAUGGUAUUGUGAUUGACUCUGGACAUGAUGCAUCUCACUCAGUACCCAUUUACGAAGGUCAUGCCCUUCCUCAUGCAGUGAUGAAACUGAAUCUUGCCGGGCGUGAUCUAAUCAGUUACCUAAUGAAAAUCCUCACAGAACGUGGUUACUCCUUUACAAACACAGCUGAAAGAGAAAUCGUAAGAGACAUUAAAGAGAAAUUGUGUUAUGUUGCUUUGGACUUCGAACAGGAAAUGGCAACUGCUGCAUCUUCAUCGUCCUUGGAGAAGCUUUAUGAACUUCCCGACGGUCAGAUUAUCACCAUUGGAAACGAGCGAUUCAGGUGCCCAGAGGCCAUGUUUCAGCCAUCCUUUCUUGGAAUGGAAUCCUUAGGUAUCCACAAAAUCACAAAUGACAGUAUCAUGAAAUGUGAUGUUGAUAUGAAUAUAAAAGACUUGUACGCAAACACAGUAUUAGCAGGUGGUUCGACUAUGUACCCUGGUAUUGCUGACCGUAUGCAGAAAGAAAUCACAGCUUUAGCUCCUAGCACGAUGAAAAUUAAGAUCAUUGCCCCACCAGAGAGGAAAUACUCCAUCUGGAUCGGCGGUUCCAUCCUUGCUUCUCUCUCCACCUUCCAACAGAUGUGGAUCAGCAAAGGGGAAUAUGAGGAAUAUGGUUCAUCCAUUGUACACAAAAAAUGUUUUUAAGAAUUUUUGUUUUCAUAUUUAAAUUUAGAUUGAUUGAUUUUCACUGGAGAAUUUUUCACUCAUAUGGAGACGUCACCAUUGACGUGAAGGGCUGCAAAAUUUAGACUUUAGACUUUAAUAUAAAAAGACAUUUGGGGUACUCUGUCAUAAAAGUACUCCGAAUAGAAUCUAUGAUACUGGCAUGUUUUUUAGUGUUUCACUUAAGAUAGACUUUAGUCACAAUCUUCCUCUCAAGUUCAGUUUGCAUUUCAGUGAAAUUGGUCUGUCCAUGUGUCAGUCCAUGUUAAUAUUUUCCGGACCUUUUUCUUGAAUGGAUGCAUGUACAGCAUUGAAAUUUGAUCACAAUUUCUUUUAUAAAGAAACGUAAUUAGUGCACCGUAACCUACGUUAAGGCUAUAAGUAUAUCAAACAGUUUUCCAAACUUUUGUCGUUACAAAUACAGAUAUUUCCCUGCAAUUUAGUCUCAAGCUUCCUCUCGGAGAAAUACAAGUUCAGUCUGAAUUUCAGCUGGAUUAGUGCACCAUGAUCUUCAUAGAAUCGGUGUAUUUCAUUGUCGGGGAAAGAUGUACAUCUUAUUUUUGUUUUAUUGGUGCCAGAAAUAAUUGUCUUGUAAAAUAAAUGUAUAUCAAGUAGUGAUUUAGCCCGAAAGUAAUUAAGACCGAAUAUAUUUCAGUAUACAAAUAUGAAAUAUCAUACGAAAACUAACAUACAAAACUCAAAAUGCGUAAACAUGCUAGUACAUCGUUUUAAGAGGUCUAUUAAAGAGUUACUCCUCUGUUCACAUACAUGUAUUAAAGACAUUGUAAAACAAUUGCAUUUACUCAGUCUCAGAUGACAAUCUAGAACAUUUAUGGGCGAAUUUUUUUUACAAACUAAAAAUAGAUUCUGACUAGAGCGUUUUGGGUUUUUAGCUCACUUAAGCCAAAAGCUCUAGUGAGCUUUUCUGAUCAAAAUUUGUCCGAUAUCUGUCGUCGGCGUCGUUAUUGUAAACUUUUCACAUUUUCAUCUUCUUCUCAAGACCCACUGGGUCAAUUUCAACCAAACUUGGCACAAAGCAUCCUUGGGUAAAGGGCUUUCAAUUUUUGUUCAAAUGAAAGGCCAUGUCCCAUCAAAGAGGAGGGGGGAAAAAAAUGCAAAAUCAGGGUAGGAUUAUUUAAAAAUCUUCUUAAGAACCACUGGGCCAGAGGAGUUGACAUUUUCAUGAAAACUUCCUGACAUUGUGCAGAUUCAAUUUUGUUCAAAUCAUGGCCCCGGGGAUAGGUUGGGGCUCACAAUAGGGGGUCAAAGUUUUACAUGGGAAUAAAUAGAGAAACUCUUUUAAAAUCUUCCCAAGAACCAAUGGACCAGAAGACCUGAGAUUUACAUGAAAGCUUCCUGACAUAGUUCAGAUUCAAGUUUGUUCAAAUCAUGGCCCCGGGGGUAUUUUGGGGCCACAAUAGGGGAUCAAAGUUUUACAUAGAAAUAUAUAGGGGAAAUCUUGAAAAAUCUUCUUCUCAAGAACCAUUGGGCCAAAGAAGUUGAAAUUUAGAUGACAUCUUUCUGACAUAGUGCAGACUCAACUUUGUAAACACCAUGGCCUCCAGAAAGUGGGGGGGGGGGGGGAAUUGGGGCCACAAUAGGGACUAAGGUGUUACAUGAAAAAAAUAUGUAUUGGAAGUCUUAGAUAUGGGCCAAGGUGGCUCAGGUGAGCGAUGCGGCCCAUGGACCUCUUGUUUCAAUGUUAUCCUGAAUUGAUUAAGUUUAUGUUUGUCAAAUUGGUGUUGAAACAUCUCUGUGUUAUGUGAAUACAUACAUUUCAGUUAUGUUGUGAUCCUUUGGGCCUAGGUUGGAGCCACAAUAUGGAGUCAAUUUUUUUUAAUGGGAAUAAAGAUUGAUGAAACAAAUCUUUAAUAAAUCACAACAGCUGAACAAUGGCAGGGCCAAAGUUACUCAGGUGAGCGAUGUGGCCUAUGGGCCUCUUGGUUUUUUUUUUUUUUUGUUUUUGUUUUUUGUUACCUUGAAUUAAUCCUUUGGUAAAUAUCAUGUAGAUAUUAUUAGAGAUGUACAUUAGUCAAUUCAAACCAGUAAAUCAUGUGCACUCAAGCGUGAUAAUUGUAUUUGGUAUUGGGAAUUAUUUCAUACUAGUGAAAAAUAUUUAAAAGCCUUGAAAACAGAAUGAAUUGUAUAGAAUGUACUUGAACUUUGUAUUCUGGUAGAGUAAGCCAGGCAGUCUGAAAAAAAUAUAAAUGCGUAUUUAUGAAGUCA